UAUGUGCUAUGUCUCUUGUCAUUCUAUAUCUCUCCACAGAUCCAGGCUCUGUCCUGCCUCAUCCCUCCAUAUCUGCCAAUCUGUUUACUUUUGUCACUCACAGAUCUAUUUCAGUCUCUAAGUUCUAGUCUCCUACUCCCUGACUUCCCUGCCUGCACUUUUUCUCUCGGCUUGUAUGUUACUCCUUCCUGUCCCAGCCCUCCUAUCCCCGGCAAAUUUCCUAAGGCUCAACUUUACCUCCACCUCUCUCCACAUAUUCUGUUCCCCCUUUCUUCCCUAUAAUUUGUAUCUUUGUGCUUCCCCACUUUCUCUGUUCUUAACACUUUCUUGAGAUGGCUGUCGUCAGUGGCUAUGUGUGCGCGCUCGUAGGUGUGUGCUCUGACCUAUGUGCCCGCCUGGUGGGAAGUGUGUGUGUAAGGCGAGGGUAUCAUCUUUGGUUGGCAGCACUUGUCAGUCUGACACCCAUCUUACAGGGACUCAGUAACCCUCGAAGCAUCUUCUCCAACAACAACAACUUCUUCAAUGUGAAGUUCGUACAAUGCUCCUGUGGAUGGACCUUUCUUCUUCUGUCUGGAUUCGUGUUGUUGGUUUCCUUGGUGCCCACUGGUCGUCCAUUCCUCUCCCUUCUGCACCUCACAAGGAUCGGAUUUGGUACAGCUCUUUGUCAAGGGGUUCCUUACCUCUUUCAACUUCUGGAGGACUUAACAGGCUCCUGUCAGCAACCAUUGCCACCAGGUACACUACUCCAUCAUCGUCUGGAAGAUAGGUAUAGCUGUCUUUUGGAAGGAUACCAAUGGGAGGGUUAUCGUAUAUCUCCCCAAACCUUCUCGCUCACUUUAUGCAGUCUCUCUAUGGCUGAGGAGUUAGCUGUUUUUGUACGUUACCUGAGGAGAGGUUACCCAGCUGAUACUGCUUUGCGUCUGGUCUUCCUAUUGAAUGCCAGCCUACUGGGGCUGUACAAUCUACUUCUAAUCUGCACUGCACUUUAUGCAUCGAGCUACACUCAGAAUGUGGUGGGAGCAGCAACUGGUACCUUUUGUUGGUACAUGACAUAUCGCGGCUGGUACCGCACAUACUACUCACCUGGACCACCUGGAUAUGGAAUGUUUCCCAGAAAGGCGAUUGGCCCUCGAAACAAGAUGGAAUGAGAAGAAAUGUCACCAAACAUAUUAACUUUUUUGUCAUGUCAAUUUUGCAAAAAAUAUACCCCACUCAAAAUUUUACAGGAAUCUGCAAUUGAUACGAUAUCACCUGACUUUUAGAGACUCAUAAGGUGUUCGGCCAACAUAACUGUAGCAGCCCUUGUUUAUUUUUGUGAAGGGGACUAGCAUUUUGAAAAUGAAGCUAAUAAUUUUUCUGUAUUGUUUGUGUUCUUAUAUUCUUCAUGCUCAGUAAAAACUGUGAUGCCUAAACCUAUGACUAUGUAAAAGGGAGAAUUAUGAAAAAAAAAGAUGUAUUGGCACAUACAUUUAUUUGAAUUUACAGUUUACCAAAGAUAGGCCUUAAUUUAA
This is a messenger RNA of Pelobates fuscus (common spadefoot toad), 1511 nucleotides long. It is a transcript of the gene FITM1, whose product is annotated as fat storage inducing transmembrane protein 1. The coding region runs from base 333 to 1148 and encodes 271 amino acids. The transcript is spliced from 2 exons. Gene Ontology annotation, cellular component: endoplasmic reticulum membrane. The record is from RefSeq and is a predicted model, not a curated record. NCBI's taxonomy places the organism in Eukaryota, Metazoa, Chordata, Amphibia, Anura, Pelobatidae. Gene Ontology annotation, biological process: phospholipid biosynthetic process; lipid storage; lipid droplet organization. Gene Ontology annotation, molecular function: coenzyme A diphosphatase activity.